Messenger RNA from Serpula lacrymans var. lacrymans S7.9, 870 nucleotides. RefSeq lists its product as uncharacterized. The coding region runs from base 16 to 786 and encodes 256 amino acids. NCBI's taxonomy places the organism in Eukaryota, Fungi, Basidiomycota, Agaricomycetes, Boletales, Serpulaceae. The transcript has 2 exons. The record is from RefSeq and is a predicted model, not a curated record.
UCCUUGGUACCAGAGAUGCGUUAUACUCUGCAGGGGGAUGUCGGUUAUAUGGUCAGGCAGCACAGACGAUUUAAAUCGACCCUAAUUCCAGAUUUUCUCCACAUGGCCUGCGAGCUAGCAGAUGGGGCCGAUGGAAUACUCCAGGUUGUGCGGACGCGGCACAUCUUGAUCAAUGAGAUAAAGCCGAUGAAAAGUCUCAUGGCAGUGAGUCUUGUCUGGCAGAAGCUCCACAGUACUUUAACAGGACAAAUGGGCGACCAAGCCGAACACGCAUUUGCAGAAGAUAAAAAUUUGAAUGUAAUUGGAUGUAUCGCAGCUGUAGGACCAUACUGGUACUACGGGGAGAUAAAUCGACUAAACAUGUCGCCUUCUGAAGAUCCACGCAAUCCUACUUACUCUCCUAGUCAAGGCAACGAUGAGGUCGCCCGUGGCGAUAGCAACAACAGGAAAGAAGACCAUCGCAUGGCUGUCGAUGUGGACAGUAGUGAGCACGUCAGAGAGAAUAGUAACUCGGAUACGCCGGUGCAGAGAGGGUUGAAGCAACAACUACUGGAUAUUUUUUCAGCAGGUGCCCUUCACAUUUUGGACGGCGAUAGCCCUGGUGUUUUCGAAAUGGUCCUCCAGCGUAUUUUAGAACUUAACAAAGAUUUUUUCGACCAGACAGAAGACCCCGUUGAAGUACCACCAAUGCAAGAAUGCCUGGAGAUCCUGUGUGGAACCAUGGACAAAUGUCAACCUCAUCGCGUUUCGUACCAGCUAUUCAGUCAUAAUUUCCAUGAAAUUUAAGUGCACGCACUCAUCGCGCUCUAGCAAUCACAUUGAUUGACGAUAAACAGUAUUGAAGCUCUCGUAGCCACCAAAAGAAUGCGA